Drosophila ficusphila is the source of this 2971-nucleotide messenger RNA. RefSeq lists its product as uncharacterized. The record is from RefSeq and is a predicted model, not a curated record. The coding region runs from base 495 to 2660 and encodes 721 amino acids. The transcript is spliced from 10 exons. Lineage: Eukaryota; Metazoa; Arthropoda; Insecta; Diptera; Drosophilidae.
UGAGAUGAUUCUGCUUUUGAUAAUAUAAUUAGCUCUAAACGGUCGCUAGGAGUGCCUAGCGGGCCAUGGAAGUGGGCAAUUUUAAACUGUUUCGUUAACGUUUAAGCUUUAAGAAAAUGAGUCUUGGACAAAAUGGUUUAAACAAACACCAUUCCAUUCGACGACGUCAUAUUAAGCCGUUUCGCUUUUAUUUUGCAGCCGACACUGACAACGGGAAACAAGGGGGGUGGGAUUGAAAACUCGAUAGGCGUCUUUCCCACACCAAUGCCCUAGACGCGAAAGUUGAAAACCCGUCCCUACAACGGCCGUCGUAUGGGUGGUUGAGUUGUGCGGCUCCAAGCAACCAUUUUUCUUUAGAUUCGCACCCCGCUGUUUUUACUAUUUUAUUUAGAACUAUCUUUUAACAUGUGAAAUCAAUUAAAGCAGAAACCAUAAAGGGGUACCACCGGAGUGAAUUUUAGGGUUUCCCAAUAAUAGACCACUGGAUAAAUUGCAUGCUUUCGAACAGCAAAACAGGCGACAAGAGCGUUUUGCUUGAGGAAAUGACUACCACAAAUCAGAGGGAGGUGAGCACGAGCGGUGGCAGUGCAGGAGGUUUGGGCUCCGCCGCGGACGCGUCCCCUUUGAUCGCGGGUAGUAGCUCCUGCCCUCCCCAUGGUAGCAACAGCGGGAGCUCCGUGCAGAAGAUCGCCGCAAGCGGCAUAGGCUUGGGCAGCACUCAGAGAGCAUUUGACGCCACCAAGCGCAAGAAACUGAAGUCCCGCAACGCAGAGGCUUCGCCUUCAAUCUCAAAAGCCGAAGCAACGGUGGUCUCACCGGGCCAAAACCAUUCCAGUAAAGCAAACAGAUCCGAUCCUAGCUACUCCAAGGACCACCUCGAUGCCUGGCUGGAGAACUGCCUACGCGAUGCCUCCAACGCCCAACUGUCAUCUUCGUCCGAGUUUUUGGACUUUAUUCCACCCACGGCAGCAACUCAUAAGCAAAUGUUCAUGAGUCAACAUCAGCAGCAGCAGCAGCAGCUGAAACAACAACCACAGCACCAGAAACAACAGGAGUUUUUGAAGCGUUCACAGCCAUACGGAAUGGUCCCUGGCACACCCUUCAGCUUGGGGAUUCAGCGCCACUCGCACUCGCUCAGCCACCGAUAUCCGAUGCUGUUCCCACCCCAGAACCUCAAUGGCUACGGCAUGGGCUACGGGGGCGAUGGUGGCCAGGAGUUUGCAAGCUUGCCGCCACUGGUCAACAUGAUGGGCGGGGCAGGAGGUACUGGGUCCGAGCACGAGCCCAAUUCCACAGACGUGCUGGAUGGGAGCGGGAGCAACCCUAACUUCAGCAGGGGGUUUCGAUUUAGCGAUCCGUGCCUUCUUAACCCCUCCGACAACGACUCGAAGCUGAGUGGCCAGAACACCCCUGAGUGCCGGAAUGGGAACAACAACGGCAGCGGCUGUGAAUUGGCUCAGCAAAACAAAUUUUUUGCGGCGCUCAUGGAACAAAUAAACAUAUUGCAUGACACCAACUCCAAGAUCUGUCGCAAUCUGCAUGAAACAAAAGUUGAUAUCGAAGCUUUAAAGCACGCUCCCACUGGCCAGCUCUGGGCGGGGGUUGGCUCGGGGGGCAUGCGGCACCGUAGAGAUAGCUUGAGCGGACUGAGCACACAAAGUCAGCCUCUGGUGUUUGGCGGUGGCCUGGGCGGGACCCACAGCCCAGCGCCCACCUUUCACUCAGGCGCCUACACCCCAGGAAUGAUGACCGACGUGGUGCGGGAGGUGAAAGAGGCCGCUCGCGUGCGGGAGGAUGCCCUGCUCAGUCGAGUCAAAUCAAUGGUUGAGGAGCGGCAAUGGUCCUUGAACGAAGGAAAUGUACGAAUUCUGCGGGAUAUAGAUGAGCUGAAGUCCCACGUAAUGCAGUUGCGACUGGAGAAGAAGGAAACGAACAAGAGACUCUCACACCUGGAGGCCGAAAAUAAAUACCUUCGUCAGGCUCUAGCUGGAUGCAUAAACCAGCGGCAAUCCUAUCACGACAUUAUCUACGAAAACGACCGUGCCCGUGGAUCCCGAAAGCCAUUUCCAAACGGCGGUGGUGGCGGAUUAGUAGGGUCCGGAGCGCUGGGAGUCCGACGAGCGCAGUCCUUCAACCUGCACUAUGGAACGAUGCACCAGACGCCGCACCAAGCAACCCACUCACUAGAAGAGGACGAUGAAAUAGAGGAGGAGUUUCUGGAGCAGGCCGGUCUGGACGGCGAUGAGCAAUCAAUGUCCGCCAACAAGAGGCUGUCCUGCUCGAGCAGCGAGUCCCGCGGCAACGGCGUGCAGACCCCCUCAACCUCAACCCAACACUCGCUGGCAGCCAAAACGGCACAGCAAGCAGCUCGGAGCCCUCCAGUGUUUGCGCUAGUUUCGGAUAAUACUAACCCGGGGCUUCCUCCGCCACUGCUGCCGCGCAAAAAGGAGCAUGCUCAGCUUAAACGGGAGCUAAGCGAUGCAGCCGCCGCACGUAAGGAGGCAAAUCAACGUAUAAUUGCCCUUGAAAAAUUGGUUAAAGACCUGAGUGCCCAGGUGACCAGCCAGCCAAAUUGGAACCCGGUCUUAACUGGCACCACACCUGACGCAGCACUGGCAACGAAAUACAGCGUGGCAGACGGACCGAUUACAGACUUAUAGUUUUAGCCAUCAGCCCUCGGCUCUAAACCAAAAGUCCAGCGACAGAAAAUGCGCGUAACUCACUUAUAGCAGCCAGAUCGAAAUUCACAUCGACUACACUUCACCUUUCGUUUUAAAAUUAUUUAUAACUCAAUAACGUACGCAUAACUACAAUUCUAAUACUAGAUUGUUGUUCUACUAAUUAUUUCAUCUAAAUCAUUUUUUUAGCUGAUGUUUUCGAUUCGAGCAAAACGUAUUCGUUUAUUAAAUUUAGAUCUGUUACUAAAACGUGAAUAUCGCGUUUAAUUAAUAAAUUGAAAUGUAAAACUUUA